Messenger RNA from Paramormyrops kingsleyae, 4791 nucleotides. RefSeq names its product paired box 10 (gene pax10). Gene Ontology annotation, biological process: regulation of transcription by RNA polymerase II. NCBI's taxonomy places the organism in Eukaryota, Metazoa, Chordata, Actinopteri, Osteoglossiformes, Mormyridae. Gene Ontology annotation, molecular function: DNA-binding transcription factor activity, RNA polymerase II-specific; RNA polymerase II transcription regulatory region sequence-specific DNA binding. The record is from RefSeq and is a predicted model, not a curated record.
GAAUGCCCGCAGACGUGUUUCUUUCUCUCUCCCUCCCUCCCUUUCUCCCUCUCUUUCGCCCUGUCUAACUCUCUCCAUCUCUCCUCUCUCCCUGCAUCUCUUCUCUCUUUGCACACGUAUAGUCCAUUGGCAACAAAGCAAGGGGAGAGACGGACAGGCAUAGGCGGAACAGGAAUAGAGCACUAAGAGAGAGCAAAAAGAACUGGGUUGUGCUUGUCUUGCAUUUAUUCAAAUCCAUCAGUUGGUCUGUUGGUCUCCACUUGGGGCGGGGAGAACAGGGGUUAGGGGUCAAAGGUAACAGGUCAAGGCAAGGUGCUGAUUUUUUUUCUUUCAGGCUGGGGGUUAAAUAUAAUGUAUGAAAAAUUAACCAUGUUAAAUCUACAAAGUGGGUCAACCUGGACUGGACCGAACAACUGGUACCACGAAUCGAAUGCGGUGCCUUCGCAGCAUAACACAGCCGUGCCAGAAGGUUGUGACGUGGAAGUGGAUGGAGGAAUGGGGGUAGGUGGAGGAGUGCGGGGAGAAAGGGACGACAGAGAGGAGUCUCAACUUCGACUGCAGCUCAAGAGGAAGUUACAGAGAAAUAGGACCAGUUUUACUCAGGAACAGAUAGAAGCUCUGGAGAAAGAAUUCGAGCGGACGCAUUACCCUGACGUUUUUGCACGUGAAAGAUUGGCGGCCAAGAUCGAUCUUCCAGAAGCACGGAUCCAGGUGUGGUUCUCCAACCGACGGGCUAAGUGGAGGCGGGAGGAGAAGCUACGCAACCAGAGGCGGGCGGGUAGCGGCACGUCCUGCUCCCGACCCCACGGCACGCUUGGCGCGUCCUUCGGCUCAGCAGUCUACCACCACCAGCACAGUGCUAACUCAGGCUCCAUGGUGAACCGUAACGACUCGUCCCUCUCAAACUACAGCGCACUCUCAGUCUUCUCCGGGGUCCAGUCGGUGCCCCCUCAAUCCGCCCCCUCUUACCCCUGUAUGCUCCCUUCAUCCCCCUCUGCCCCUCGGAACUUUGACUCACCCCCUUAUCCCUCUCCUCACCUGCCUCCGCCUCCCUCAGCCAACUCCAGCACAGGUCUAAUUUCUCCGGGAGUCUCAGUACCGGUCCAGGUUCCUGGGAAUGAACAGAACUUGGGUCAGAAUAUGGGUCAGUACUGGACCAGGCUGCAGUAGGAUAGUGGGACAGUGGUACACAGGGAGGGAGAUGCAGGAGGUGAUACACAGUGAGAGUAAAGAGAAGCACAGACAUGCUCACUCUGUGGAGGAAUUCAGCUGCAAGGGAGACAAAACACACAAUGGGAGCAAAACUUAAGCUGCGGCAGGGGAACCUCAUAGCUGUGUUCUGGGAACGAUGGUCCCACAGCAACACAAACCAAUAGCCUGCUCUGGUUAAUUCGGUGUUCAUACAACAAUCACAGCUCUGCAUAAAACUAGUCCUCUUCACGGAAAAAGUUAUAGAAAAUAGAUAAUCCACCACCAGUCCUCUGUGAGGUUGACAGAUCAAGUUUUGCUUUACUAUUUAACCUACAGAAACGAAAGUAACUCUUUUAAAAAAAAUUAUUCCCCAGUAAAUUUGUGGCCAUAUAUGAGCAAUAUAUUUCAUUCCAAAUGUAAAAAAAAAUUGAACAAGCUCAUCUUUAAUGCAAUGUCCACGUUAUUUAAUGCAUACUCCAUAUUUUUAACACACAUGGAGUACUUCCAUGAACUCGCCUCAUGGUUACUAACUAAUUGUUGAAUUCCAGCUGAACUUUUAAUAAAUCAUUUCUGGGUAUGAAUAUAUAGAAUUGCUUCAUGCAUGCAUUGAUGUACAAAUACUGGAAUAGAAGCACAGUUACACAUGCCAGGUGGCCAGCCAAAUGGUUUUAAAUCAAACUGAUUUGAAUGUUUCAGCAAAAUCAAGUAUUCCUCUAAAAUGACUGCAAAACUGGAAUUAAUUUGAUGAUUAAUCAGUGAAUUUAUAUGGCCGUGUCGUGUAGCUGAUCCAAUGUAUUCUGAAAAAUACUUUUCUUCUUAACGACAAGCGAGAAACAAUCCCUUUUUUGUCUAUGCAAAAAUAGUAAAACUCCUCCUUUUAAAAGCCGGCUUUCUAUUGAUCACUGCAUGAAAAUACUGUAGUUUUGCUUGGGCUCCUGUGCUUAUGCCACUAGAAGCUGUAAACCUUGACCUUGGCUUUUUAAUCGUAUCACUCAUGGUUAUUGGUUCAUUGUAUAUGGAUUUGCUACAUGGUCAAAAGGCCUAUACUUCCUGCUACUUUAAAUAUAAAUUUUUAAUUUGUCACGUUGUGGCUGUUAAAAAACUGAAUAAAUUAAAUUCUAAAGCUCUAUUCACAUGGAAUGAAAAUGGAAUUGGGGUGGUAUCAAUGCUUUAUUUGGGUCUAUAUGAAAAGACUAGCUAAAGUUUUUUCUUUAAGGCAUUUGUCGCUCUAUUUGUCAUGGGUUGGCACGUUCAUUGAUACAGAUACUGAAUGUCUUUGGGAUGCAAAUGGUAACAGGCUUAGGAAGUACACAACAGCAAAUUAUUAUAAAAGAUAAGAAAGACAAAUUAAAUUGUAAAAUAUGGCAAGACUUACAAGAGCCAACUCCUCUACAACUGGGAUCUGUCAACAUUUGAGUCAACUGAGGCUUGAUAUUGGAAGAGUUGGGAACCAAAUGGCUUGGAGUGAAGUACUCCUCACUCUGCACUGUUUAAAUUUUGUGAAAGGAGAAAAACAGGGUUGUCACGAGCGCGACCUGUAAAAAGAGCAUCAGCGGUGCUCGGGACGUGCUUCAGAAUCGGUGUGUUUCUGCACCGGCUUAAUGUUACGGCUGAGUGACAGAGUGGCAUUUAUGAUGGGCACGUGAUUAGGGUGCUCCCCUCAGACCUCCUUCAUCUGACACUCCUUCUUUUGUAGGGGGCUCAAACUACCAUUUUUGCAUGACAGUAACUACAGAUGAACAUCAGUACAUUGACUUGGCUCACAGUCAUCUCUGUUCUCUUUUGAGGAGUUUCUUGUUGAUAUGUGCAAACAGGCAGAUGAUGGAUGAUCUUUCUAUAUUGUUUCUAUAUUGUUCAUGGUAACUCAGUACAUUUCUUUGUGUAUAAUUGAGAUCCCAUGGUCAUAUUAGCAAAUAAAAUAGUUCUACUGACUGACAUUUUGAAAGAAAAUAAUUUUUUGCUGUUGACUGCUUCAGUUUAUUUUAUUAAUAUAUUAAAACUAAAUACCACUGUCGACCCCAAAAUAGUAAAUGCUGAAACAGACAGAUGCAAAACAUUUUUUAAAUUAUUCAUAAAGAAGAAAAUAUGUUCAAAUUCUUGCUAAAUCUGUUGAUGCUAAGUAGCCAAAUGCAAGAGAAGAUAGACCUAACAAAAUAUGAUUAAUGAAAUUUAAAAUACAAUCAGCCAAUAACAAUGAGCCAGAAUAAAAAGCCAAUGACAACCAAAUACUGACACCAGCCAGUAAAAAAGAGACUCUCAGGUUUGCAAGAACUCAAAAAUGAAUAGAGUUCCAUUCAGCCAAAAAUAUUUUAUAACAGAAAAAUGACAAUCAUUAGUAUUGGUUGAAAUACUUGAGGGAGUCACUUAAGUGUGUAAAGCUGCCAAUGAUGACAAUCAAGCAUGGAUCUUUAACAGCGAAUGACAAUCAAAAACUGAAUAAUUUGAAUCAAGGAUGUUCCUUUAUUAACAAAGUUCAGUCAUCCAGAGGUGAACUUUACACUGGAUAAAUAUGUUUUGCUGCAGCUGCUUAAUUUCUAUACAUAAUGUUUCCAGUCAUAUCAUAUAUUAUAUGAUUACAUCAAAAAAUAAUUUUCUCUCACUGAGAUUAAACUUUGCCACAAAUAAUAUGUUAUAUUUUCAAUCUAUUCCUUAGCGGUUUCAGUAUAGUUCUUGCCAGUUAGCUUUACAAUGGUGUGAAAAAUGAAAUCGACAUGAAACAUGAAAACAAAGAGUUUUUGUUCAUUUCUUCUGACUGGAAUCAUUAAUAUUAUGAAUAUUAUGUUGGACCAUCUCUGGCCUUUCUCAGCAUCUCUGUUCUGUUUGGCAUUUUCUCCAUGCAUUUUAGGCAGAUUCCCUGAAUUUUUGGAUACAGAAGGUCCAACAACAUUCUUUGUUUAAAUGAGAACGACCUUGUUUGAUGGCUUUCUGGGAGCAAUAUGUUGUCUCACAAUUGUCUAUCAUUUUUCAACUGAGUUCAUACCUGGUCCAUUCCCAGGCCAGGGUAACAAGCGGAUAUUCUUAGCUCCCAGGGAUUGUUUCGCAGUCAGUGUGGCACGGUGCUUCAUCUUGCUGGAAGAUGUCACUGCUUGGAAGUGGCUUUGAAAAUACUAUGAUAGUAUUUCUGGCAGCAUCUUCUCCAGAGCAUUGAUGUAUAAGCCAUGUAUAUAGCUUUCAUGUGGAUUUUUUUGGGGGGUAGGGGUGGGGACUUUUGGGUCAAUUCUGCAAUCCAAUAUGUGUGUAAUAUAUAUAUAUGUAAAAAAUCUCUCAAUGUGUCCUCCCUGCCCAUCACUGAAUCUACACCUGUGUGGUAUUUCAUUUGGUUCGUCUGGCCAAUAUUUAUGUUUAUGCAAUAAGAAUCAGUAACGUCGUCACUGAAAGGAAUUGCAAAACUACUAUUAUUAGCAAUAAGCUCAUGUCAUUGCUGUGUGAUUCUGAUAUUUUUUACACCACUGUACUUUUUCCCUGUUGACUGAAAUUUGAUUAUUUUAUUCUUAUUUGUUACUGCUGCUUCAUGUUAAGUGUGUCAGACUGUGACAUGAUCUAAGUUAAUCUUUGUUUUUUGUGUUUUUAUUGUUAAACUUUUUGCAAAACAGUUAUGAA